AUGUCUUCCCGACCGGCUCACAAGAUGAAUUCGCUGACUAAAGUUCGGCAACAAGAGGCUACGGCCCCAAACGUAGCAUCUCCGAAAGGAAUCUCCAUCAAGACACCUGGCAAGCUUCCUGUAGCCCAGAUAGGAGGCGACCAUUCGCUCGGACUGCAACGUCGUCGAUUGUCAGUAGCAAGUGACAAUAAACUUGUCGAUGGAAUGGCCGCAGUCACUCUUGACGACGUAGCCAGUAGUGCUCAAGUAUUAGCAGACGGAACGUGUGCGGCUGUAGCGUUCGCUGGGUUUUCAAAGAGAGGAUAUGCACCAUAUAAUUCACGUAAAAAGAACCAGGAUGCAAUGGUGAUUAAAUACGAUCAAAAGACACAGUCCUUGCUCUUGUGUGUGUUUGACGGUCACGGAGAAGCUGGAGACGGCGUCUCGGGUGCGAUUCGGGAUCAAUUUCCAGUAAAGUUGUUUCAGCACCCAAAGUUCGCACGGUCCGAAAAGAUUGAGCAGGAUGCUGAAAGGUUACAAUCCGCUAUUACAGAUACAUUGCAAUUAGUGGAACAGGCAGUUUUGUCCGAUCUAAGUAUUGAUACCGAAUUUAGUGGAACGACUGCAGUUGUGACUGUUAUACGUGAGAAUCUUGUAGUCGUCGGGAAUGUUGGAGACUCACGGAUCGCUCGGGGCUUUAUGCAUGCGCAUAGUCCAUCAUGUCCUGAAAAGAUCGGCUUUCAAGAGCUUUCUGUUGACCAUAAACCUGAUCGACCGGAUGAAAAGACUCGAAUUCUUGCUAGAGGUGGUCGAGUAUUUGCAGUUGAGUAUGACGAUGGUAUUGAUGGACCUCCUCGUGUUUGGUUGGGACACAUGGACGUGCCAGGCCUUGCCAUGUCACGCUCGCUUGGGGAUGCAGUUGCUCACACGGCUGGUGUCAUUUCUGAGCCUGAAUUCACGACACGAUGGCUCGAUGAGAAUGAUCGAUGCUUGGUCAUAGCUACUGAUGGUUUAUGGGAAUUUAUGUCAAACGAAGAGUGUAUUGAAAUGGCCAUGAAGCAUAAAGAUCCAAAGACUGCAGUGGAUUUGUUGAUUAUGGAAGCAAAUCGUCGAUGGAUGAAAGAAGAGCAAGUAAUUGAUGAUACGACGGUUAUUGUGGCUUACCUUGAUACACGAGCAUCUAAAGCUGGAACGAAGGGAAGAAAAGGGCAUGAAGCAGCAGAGAUCAUAUUUUACGGCCGCAGUCAUCUCUUUUGGAGUGUUGUUUUUGAUUAG
Molecule: messenger RNA, 1254 nt
Organism: Plasmopara halstedii
Lineage: Eukaryota; Oomycota; Peronosporomycetes; Peronosporales; Peronosporaceae
Product: protein phosphatase
Exons: 3
Coding region: 1-1254 (417 amino acids)
Biological process (GO): protein dephosphorylation
Molecular function (GO): protein serine/threonine phosphatase activity
Source: RefSeq, a predicted model, not a curated record